Messenger RNA from Zootoca vivipara (common lizard), 1341 nucleotides. The record is from RefSeq and is a predicted model, not a curated record. NCBI's taxonomy places the organism in Eukaryota, Metazoa, Chordata, Lepidosauria, Squamata, Lacertidae.
GGCGGGCCAUCUCCGCACGCCUUCUGCGGAGUCAGGCGGCAAAGGAGGAUUUGGCGAUGGCUCCGAACAAGGAAUGCGGGACGGAAGGAAGCCUCGGCCGCGGGGUCCGCAAAGGCAUCCGGGCUGUGCUGCUCGGGCCGCCUGGGGCGGGGAAGGGGACCCAGGCCCCUCGGCUAGCUGAGGCCUAUUGUGUAUGUCACUUGGCGACAGGCGACAUGUUGAGAGCUAUGGUGGCUUCUGGCUCACCGCUGGGCAAAAAGUUGAAGCAGACGAUGGAUGCUGGAAAGCUGGUGAGUGAUGAAAUGGUGGUGGAGCUGAUUGACAAGAACCUGGAGACGCCCUCCUGCAAGAAUGGUUUCCUUUUGGAUGGGUUUCCACGCACAGUGCGACAAGCAGAGAUGCUGGAUGAGCUCAUGAAAAAGAGAAAAGAGAAACUAGAUUCUGUCAUUGAAUUCGCUGUUGCUGACUCCUUACUCAUCCGGAGAAUCACUGGACGGCUCAUCCACCCAGCAAGUGGCCGCUCAUACCAUGAGGAUUUCAAUCCUCCUAAGGUCCACAUGAAGGAUGAUCCGCAUGAAUCCAGGAGGUGGACGAGACAGGACAGAACACCAUCGAAUGCUGCAUGUUCAUCACCCUCACCCUUUGCUCUCAAGGCAAGGGGGCAAAGGAAGGGAGGGCAAGGAAAGGGGCAGGAAGCACAAGGGGUAACUUGAAAGGAAUUCUUUAAGAAAGUCAAACCAGAAUUUAGGGAGGAAAAUGUGUACUCUAUUGUGUUGAAACAGGCUUGUAAAGGCUAGAUAUCACCAUAGCUCUGACUCUAGACAGUUGCAUUGUAAAAAUUUAACUUGGCAGGGAGGGGAAGCUAUCUCGGACCCAGUUGUUUCCCCUAGAUGGUCCCAGUGAUUUAGGAAGUUCACUGGAGGCAAAGGGCAGAAAUUAGCAGACUAUGCACUGCAAGAAAUCCGCUCAAAAGCUUCUCUAAGCCCAUGAGUUCCAGCUGUGCACAAGUCCUUGUUUCUGCUGUGCCUCUUCUCCAUGUAGCCUCCACUUGGGGUGGACAAUUUUGGCCUCAGGAUAACGGCUCUUUCAAUAACUCCCGCUGCAGAGAUGCUGCAGAAUUCCUGCAUCAGCAAUUGGCAUCUGAAGUCGUCACCACCUGGAUGGGGCAGUGCUGCCUACUUUAUUGUUCAGAGUAGUAUUCACUUAAAUACUGAAAGACCAGGACCAAGAACACUCCCCCUGCCCUCAAACACUGCAGCUUCCAGUUUUUUUUACUUGCCAUCCUUUUAGGGCCCACCUGCUGCUUCAAUAAAAUGGCUGUCACUUUUGUACCUGAACAAA